This is a messenger RNA of Diceros bicornis minor, 6062 nucleotides long. RefSeq names its product ATPase phospholipid transporting 11C (gene ATP11C). Gene Ontology annotation, cellular component: recycling endosome; trans-Golgi network; plasma membrane. The record is from RefSeq and is a predicted model, not a curated record. Gene Ontology annotation, molecular function: magnesium ion binding; ATPase-coupled intramembrane lipid carrier activity; ATP binding. The transcript has 29 exons. The coding region runs from base 124 to 3474 and encodes 1116 amino acids. Lineage: Eukaryota; Metazoa; Chordata; Mammalia; Perissodactyla; Rhinocerotidae. Gene Ontology annotation, biological process: phospholipid translocation.
GCCGGGCAGCCUGGCUCGCCGUCCGCUCCGCGCCGCCGGCCCCCGCCGCAGUGUGUUUUGUGGACGGCACCUUCCCAGACAGCCAAGUAGAGCCCAGCUCGGCGCCCGGCCGCCUUCGACGUGAUGUUCCGCCGGACCUUUAAUCGUUUGUGUGCUGGAGAAGAGAAUGGAGUUGGUACACGCACAGUACUUGUUGGAAAUCAUCCAGUUUCAGAAACAGAAACUUAUGUUGCACAAAGAUUUUGUGAUAAUAGAAUAGUCUCGUCUAAGUAUACACUUUGGAAUUUCCUCCCAAAGAAUCUGUUUGAACAGUUUAGAAGAAUUGCAAAUUUUUAUUUUCUCAUCAUUUUCCUUGUACAGGUCACAGUAGACACACCAACUAGCCCAGUUACCAGUGGACUUCCACUUUUCUUUGUUAUAACUGUUACAGCCAUAAAGCAGGGAUAUGAAGAUUGGCUGAGACACAGAGCUGACAAUGAAGUCAACAAGAGCACUGUUUACAUUAUUGAAAAUGCAGAGCGAGUGAGAAAAGAGAGUGAAAAAAUCAAGGUCGGUGAUGUAGUAGAAGUACAGGCAGAUGAAACCUUUCCCUGUGAUCUUAUUCUUCUAUCAUCCUGCACUAGUGAUGGAACCUGUUAUGUUACUACAGCCAGUCUUGAUGGGGAAUCCAAUUGCAAGAUACAUUAUGCGGUACGUGAUACCAUUGCACUGUGUACAGCCGAAUCCAUUGAUACCCUCCGAGCAGCAAUUGAAUGUGAAAAGCCUCAACCUGACCUCUAUAAGUUUGCUGGACGAAUUGAUAUCUAUAAUAAUAAUUGUGUGGCUGUUGCCAGGUCUUUGGGACCUGAAAAUCUCUUGUUGAAAGGAGCUACACUAAAAAAUACCAAGAAGAUAUAUGGAGUUGCUGUUUACACUGGGAUGGAAACUAAAAUGGCUUUGAACUACCAAGGGAAAUCUCAGAAACGUUCUGCUGUUGAAAAAUCCAUUAAUGCCUUCCUGAUUGUGUAUUUAUUUAUCUUACUGACCAAAGCUGCAGUGUGCACUACACUAAAGUAUAUUUGGCAAAGUAUCCCAUAUAACGAUGAGCCUUGGUAUAACCAAAAGACCCAGAAAGAGCGGGACACUUUCAAGGUUUUGAAAAUGUUCACCGACUUCCUAUCAUUUAUGGUUCUAUUCAACUUUAUCAUUCCUGUCUCCAUGUAUGUCACAGUAGAAAUGCAGAAAUUCUUGGGCUCUUUCUUCAUUUCAUGGGAUAAGGACUUUUAUGAUGAAGAAAUUAAUGAAGGAGCCCUGGUAAACACAUCAGACCUUAAUGAAGAACUUGGUCAGGUGGAUUAUGUAUUUACAGAUAAGACUGGAACACUCACUGAAAACAGCAUGGAAUUCAUUGAAUGCUGCAUAGAUGGGCACAAGUAUAAAGGUGUAACUCAGGAAGCUGAUGGACUCUCUCAAACUGAUGGACCCUUAACUUUUUUUGACAAAGCAGAUAAGAAUCGAGAAGAGCUCUUUCUGCGUGCCUUGAGUUUAUGUCAUACUGUAGAAGUUAAAACAAAUGAUGCUGUUGAUGGACCUACGGAAUCAGCUGAAUUAACCUAUAUGUCCUCUUCACCAGAUGAAAUAGCUUUGGUGAAAGGAGCUAAAAAGUAUGGGUUCACAUUUGUAGGAAUUCAGAAUGGCCAUAUGAGAGUAGAGAACCAAAGAAAAGAAAUAGAAGAGUACGAACUACUUCAUACCUUAAACUUCGAUCCUGUCCGCCGUCGUAUGAGUGUAAUUGUGAAGACUCAAGCAGGAGACAUACUUCUCUUUUGUAAAGGAGCAGACUCAGCAGUUUUCCCCAGGGUGCAAAAUCAUGAAAUUGAGUUAACUAAAGCCCAUGUGGAACGUAAUGCAGUGGAUGGGUAUCGGACACUCUGUGUAGCCUUCAAAGAAAUUGAUCCAGAUGAUUAUGAAAGAAUUGACAGACAGCUUUUGGAGGCAAAAAUGGCCUUACAAGACAGAGAAGAAAAAAUGGAAAAGGUUUUUGAUGAUGUUGAGACAAACAUGAAUUUGAUUGGAGCCACUGCAGUGGAAGACAAGCUACAAGAUCAAGCAGCUGAGACCAUUGAAGCUCUGCAUGCGGCAGGUCUGAAAGUCUGGGUGCUUACUGGGGACAAGAUGGAGACAGCUAAAUCCACCUGCUAUGCCUGCCGCCUUUUCCAAACCAACACUGAGCUCUUGGAACUGACCACAAAAACCAUCGAAGAAUGGGAAAGGAAAGAAGAUCGAUUACAUGAAUUGUUGGUAGAAUAUUGUAAGAAGUUGCAGCAUGAAUUUCCUAGAGGUUCUAAAAACCUUAAAAAAGCAUGGACAGAACAUCAGGAAUAUGGGUUAAUCAUCGAUGGCUCCACGUUGUCACUCAUAUUAAAUCCUAGUCAAGCCUCCAGUUCUAACAAUUACAAAAGUCUUUUUCUACAAAUUUGUAUGAAGUGCACUGCAGUGCUCUGCUGCCGGAUGGCACCAUUACAGAAAGCCCAGAUUGUCAGAAUGGUGAAGAAUUUAAAAGGCAGCCCAAUAACACUGUCGAUAGGUGAUGGUGCCAAUGAUGUUAGUAUGAUCUUGGAAUCCCAUGUGGGAAUAGGUAUCAAGGGCAAAGAAGGUCGGCAAGCAGCCAGGAAUAGCGAUUAUUCUGUUCCCAAGUUUCAACAUUUAAAGAAGCUGCUAUUGGCUCAUGGGCAUCUGUAUUAUGUGAGAAUAGCGCACCUUGUACAGUAUUUCUUCUAUAAGAACCUUUGUUUCAUUUUGCCACAAUUUUUGUACCAGUUCUUCUGUGGAUUCUCACAACAGCCACUGUAUGAUGCCGCUUACCUUACAAUGUACAAUAUCUGCUUCACAUCCUUGCCCAUCCUGGCCUACAGUCUACUGGAACAGCACAUCAACAUUGACACUCUGACCUCAGAUCCCCGAUUGUAUAUGAAAAUUUCUGGCAAUGCCAUGCUACAGUUGGGCCCCUUCUUAUAUUGGACGUUUCUGGCUGCAUUUGAAGGGACUGUGUUCUUCUUUGGGACUUAUUUUAUUUUUCAGACAUCAUCCCUAGAAGAGAAUGCAAAGGUAUAUGGAAACUGGACUUUUGGAACCAUUGUUUUCACAGUCUUAGUAUUCACUGUAACUCUGAAGCUCGCCUUGGAUACUCGUUUCUGGACUUGGAUAAAUCACUUUGUGAUUUGGGGUUCUUUAGCCUUUUAUGUAUUUUUCUCAUUCUUCUGGGGAGGAAUUGUUUGGCCUUUUCUGAAACAACAGAGAAUGUAUUUCGUGUUUGCUCAAAUGCUGUCUUCUAUAUCCACAUGGUUGGCCAUAAUUCUUCUAAUAUUUAUCAGCCUUUUCCCUGAGAUUCUCCUGAUUGUAUUAAAGAAUGUAAGAAGAAGAAGUGCCAGGAAUCCGAAUAUUGAACUGCCUCUGUUAUUGUCCUACAAGCAUAUUGACAGUGGUUACAGCUAAAAAAGAAAGCAUGAAGAAACAACUACAAAAAGUUAUCAUCUCAGGAUAUUCGAUAUGCAACAAACUAAACCACUCUCUCAUAUCUAGGAUUCAGAAUAAAUGUCCAUUAAAAUACCAAAUGACUCUCUUAAGCAUUUACAGUUAUUGUAAGUAGCCAUUAUGGCCAAAGCUCUAAGUUACGAAUUAUAUGAAAGUUGAAAGCAAGAAUAUUUAGAAUUUCUGGCUUUAGAUAGAAUAAUAUAACUACCAAAUGGGUGCUCUUUUAACCCAUGAACUCUGUGAAUGGAUUUAAAUACAAUAGUAUAAAGUAGAAGUCAUGCAAUGGGAAUGAAUAGAUUUUGCUAAUAUUACUUUUUUUGCCUGGCAGAAGAAAUAGGCUAUUUGGAUCAUGUUUCUUGUUCCUGCUGAAUGAUAAUCUUAAAUUAUUUUUUUUCAAACAUAUGAAAGGAAUACUUGAAAAUACAAGAAGACUAAAUUAUAUCAAUAUAUCAGAUAGAAUAGUUAAUCCUUUCUGUUCACCCACAUGCUUAUUUUUGUCUUGAGAGACUAUCCUUGCCAAAAACUACCUUGAACACUUACGUGGAAAGAAUGUUAAUCCUAGGUAUUUUUGUGAGAAUCAAAAAAAUAUAUUUAUUUAAAUUUUUUCUUCUGAAUUAAACCCCACUUAAUGGGUAUAAGGCUACUAGAUUUGAAAAUAAAACGUUUCCAGUCACUUAGUAGCCCCUCAAAAUAGUUACGAUAAAGCAGAUUUUUCCAAUAUUAAUUUUACUGAGAUAUGAGGUAAAGUGGAGAAAACCAUAGUUACACUAAAAUAAGAAACAUUCCGAACAUCAGUCUUUUAUAAUUUUUUGAGGAGAGGAAGGAAAACUAACUUAUUUCAAACUGUUACUGGUUUUUAUUUGAAAGAGGCUGUAUUUGUGCAUAUAUGCAGCACUUUUGUUUAAGCUGCUUGUUUGGGAAGAAGGGAUCCGUCUCAAGACGGUGGUUCAGCCUGCAGAGCCAUGACUCAACGUGAAUGUUGUCUGUCUUCGCAAACUUGGCUAGGGUCAUGGUCUAGCUCUAAACCAUGAGAUUCACUUGAGUAAAGUCCUCAACUUACUGGACUAGAUGGAGGCUUUAGCCUCCUAAAGAAUUCACUUAAAACAUAAAAAUAAAUGUGAAAUGUCUUUAUUAAAUGUUAAAAUCAAACACACUUCUUUUAGAUAUAAAUGACUGGAUUUGACUACUAGAUUGAAAUGGUCUUUUGAAAAGUGUUUUCAUACCAGUUUCCAUUUUUGAUUGUCUUUCUGGCAUGCCUGUGUUUAUAUUGUACCUUAAUUUGGAAAAGUAUUGGGUUCAAUCUAUACCAGUGUAUUUAUAUAGUCCAUAUGGCACAUUUGAUUCUUCCAUAUAUAUUUUGCGUGAAUGUCUAGGUGUAAUUUUUAUUAAAUUCUAGAAAGGACAUAAUUUCAGUUAUCAGAAACUAUUCCAUCGUCACUGAUCCUUUUUCAUUAUUUCAUUUGUUCUCAUCUAUCAGUAUUAUUUUUGAGUAUUUUGUUAGGUGUCAUUCACACCUUGCCUAAGUGUGCUGUGUUCUGGUAGCCCGUAUUUGAGGUAGUCUGCUAGCAGAAAACAAAGUCUGUAUAUUCUUUGCCUAUUCCAAAGAGCUAAAAAAUCAGACCCAGGAAAGCUUUUGAUGUUUUGUUGUUGUUGUUCUUGUUUUUAUAGUUGUUGCUGUAUUGUUAUUGUUGUUUUACAUAAGAACUAUAGGGACUGUGAAUACAAAUAAGAGAGCUAGGAUAGAUAGAGAGGCUUGGUCAGUGCGGAACCAUUGGAGAUUUGACAUAAUCAGAAUAUCCAGCAUAGUGGAAAUAUAACUGGUGGCAUGUAAAAUUCCUUGCAGCCGGGAAGAAAGAUGAGUAGGAGGGAUUUAGAGUCAUGUCUCAGCUACACAUUACACUGCAGCUCAAAUUCACAAUGGCAAUGAUGUGUAAUAUCAUGGCCUAGAUCCUUGAGAGGUAUCUGACUUUCCUUUUUGAAAGAUAUUUUAUUAAUGAGCUAAAAAAUGGCUAGUGUGGGGUUAGCAGUUGGAAUAACUUGAAGUAAGCCAUCCAGUAUCCCUUGCACUACAAUCUAACCACCUUAUUUUGUGAUAGAGGAAGGGGAAAAAUGUAAUAAUAGGAUCAUAUACCCAUCAUUUGAAUAAUUUUAAACUAUCAAAAUGUCCUUGUAAUUUUCACAACUGUUGUCCAUUGUUUGAGGAUGUUACCUACUAAAUUGAAAACAUAAAUUCCAUAUCUACCACAUUUACACCAGCAACAGUAUAAAUGUAAGCCUAAAUUUGCAAAAUUCAUAAUAUUUAGUGAUGGAAUUUUUUAAUAACAUGCAAUAUAUAAAUGUGCAGAUUUUAUGCAAGUGUUGACAAAACCAUUUUUCAGCUUGCAAAAUGGGACUGCAAUAUUACAUUUUUCACUUAAGCAAUUUUUUACAUCUAUGUUGUUGCUUUCUAUAAUGAAUGUGAAUGCCAUCUUUUAUGAAUGCAACUUGCCUUUUUCAUUACAGAAAUUUUUGUUUGAUGUAAUCAAUAAACUUUGGUAUGAUAUGAUUGA